AUGAUCCUUGCUCCGCUGGCGGCUUUUCUUUUUGCUUCAGUAGAAGCCGGACAGGCGCCAGUCGUCACACAGCUUGCUGCGGAGGGGGCUCAGGCACAGGCGUCCGAUGCCCACCUCAACACUGUGGCCGGAGCAUUGACGGAUCUGCUGAAGAGCAGCGACAAGAGCUCCGCCAGCUCUCUCUCCAGCAUCGCGCAGGUGUCGAACACCUCGGCCAUCGUGGACACCAUCAAAGACUUGUUGAACACCACCAUGAAAGGACGGCUUUUCACGGCGCACAAGAACAGCCUGGCAGCGAUUGCGGACUCCAAGAAGCUCUUUGCCGACUGCCGCGAGACGUAUCAGGCUGCUGAUCAUGUUCGCUUUCCUCCAGCAUCUCUCCUGCAGACAGUCAACGCGACACCGUGGUACGAGGAGUUCUUCCAGGCCUACUCCCAGUGCAAGCAAUGGGAGGCACAGAUUGGAAAGGACAUGACUGCAUGUGACUACCACUACACCUCGGAGGUGAAGGUCGUCGGGGAGGAUUGCACCUUUCUUGGUGAUCAGUGUGGUCCUCUCGACUGUGCGCCGGUCACCGGCGAAGGCUACAAGUCUUUCCUUGAACGAAUGAUCAAGGACAUCAAGGCACACCUCGACUUCUUGGUGUGGGAGCGCUACAACGAGACCCAUGGAUGCAACGAUAUCUGGGGAACUGCAGAGCGCUGCUUCAAGAACUGCGACGGCCACGUCAUGGAAAUUCAAGAUCUGGUGCCGCACAAGUCCACCGACAUUCCAGGACGCAUGGAGCCACCCAAAAGCAUGAAAGCUGCAUGUGUUUUCGAGCUCAAGUCGCAGCGAGUGGCCUGGCAGACCUACGACCAAUGCUAUGACGCGGCCCUGCCACAGUGGGAAACCACCAAGGAGGAGCAGAUGGCAGAGGCCGACUCUCGCAAGGCACAGAUGCGAUCCAUCCUGAGAAUGCUGUGCUACGUGAGCUCCUUCGGGCCGAACCAAGCCGCGUUGCUGACGCAGUGUAUGGAGAAGGACUUCAAACAGGAUGCAGAUGUGCUGGCUAUGAGCAUUGAUCUAGGGACGCCUGAGACCAAGUUGGACGCCUUCAGCUGCAACUCGAGUGAAACUCCUGGAACUGCAGAGUUUGAUGCGGUCCACUAUGGCGACCUCCCGGCUGGGCUUGCAACGUGCCCACAGCUGCACUGCGAGGAAGCUUGCAAUGGCGAGAUCAACAUCUCGUCCGUGCAAAUUCUCAGUGCUACCACGGCAUCUCUCCCCGAGAUGACUACGGCAUCGACCAAGUGCUUCAAGAAAGCAGGCGGUGCUGAUGCCGUGUAUUGGGACCUCGGCUCGAAGCAGGCGGUUGGUCCGGUGUUCGCCGAUCCUUCUGAUGAUGUCUCUAGCAUCAAGGUGUAUCUCACCAAUUCGGCACAUGGCACUGGGGCCCUACCGACUGCAGAGCUCUGUGGUACGAUCACCGAGGAGUCCAAGACGGUGGAUUGUGGAGCCAGAUCUGGUGCCCGAUACCUUGUGAUGCAACCGUUCAUCACUGGAACCUGCGUGUUCGGUGGCUGCACUCCAAGCUGGUGUCUCAUGACAGUGGAUGGCAGCAACAUGACACAGGAGCCGAUGUCCACGACUGGUUCCUCCUUCAUGGGCCAGGUCGUGGUCAAUGCCACGGCCUAG
This is a messenger RNA of Symbiodinium necroappetens, 1677 nucleotides long. NCBI's taxonomy places the organism in Eukaryota, Dinophyceae, Suessiales, Symbiodiniaceae. The record is from the annotation of a GenBank genome assembly.